Cryptomeria japonica (Japanese cedar) is the source of this 2568-nucleotide messenger RNA. Its product is annotated as BAG-associated GRAM protein 1. The record is from RefSeq and is a predicted model, not a curated record. Lineage: Eukaryota; Viridiplantae; Streptophyta; Pinopsida; Cupressales; Cupressaceae. The coding region runs from base 293 to 2137 and encodes 614 amino acids. The transcript has 18 exons.
UCGAAAAAGAAAAAAAGAAAACCGUCGGGUUAGUUUGUCAGCAUUUGUCACAGUAUUUUCACCAGAGCAAGAAAAUAAAGAACACGCAAGAAGAUCAAGAAAGAAGAAAAACGCUUCCAUACAUCAAUCACUUCCUGUCAUUUUCGCGGUGGCGGACUUUUUCAACGCUUCUCGAAUUGAAAACUUUGGGAGUCAAAGACACUUACCAUGAAUAUCAAGAAGAUGGAGAUUACCGGGUUCGAGUCCUGGAAAGAACAUAUUGGAGGAGAAAGAUAACUGAAUACAGAGAAUCAUGAUGGGGCAAAUGGUGGGGGACGUUCUGCUGCCUUCUUGGGGGGAGUUCAAUCUUUCUUUAGCUGCGGCGAUUUUUAUUAUUGUACUCUUCGCGCUUUCUCGAUUUAAUAGUACAAUUUGUCCGGCGGCCGAAAAUGUAGGCAAAGGCAUUCCUGUUGCGAAGGACCUCAUCUCAGCAGCAUCGCAAGGAGAAGAUUUGUUCAUUCCUGAUGAUGACACCAAGCGUAAAGAGAUGGCUCCUUCGAAAGAGGAAUGGCGAAGCUCAUUUGUGUACAUGAUAAAGCUAGAAUUAUUGGCAGCAAAAAACCUAAUCGGUGCAAAUAUAAAUGGUACAUCAGAUCCUUAUGCUGUCAUCACUUGUGGUUCACAAAAACGUUUUAGUUCCAUGGUUCCUGGUUCAAGAAAUCCAUUGUGGGGAGAAGAAUUUGAUUUUUAUGUUGAAGAGCUUCCUGCACAGGUUAGUGUGACAAUCUAUGAUUGGGAUAUAAUCUGGAAAAGUGCUAUGCUUGGAUCAGUAACACUUCCAAUUGAAGAGGAGGGUCAAACAGAAGCUGUUUGGUACACACUAGAUAGUUCUUCAGGACAGGUUUGCUUGCAAACAAGUACAAAGCGGUUUCCAGUCAGUUCUUCUGGGGGUCUGAAUGGGAUUGCAGGAAUUGUUACACGACGAAGGAUAUCUGUAGAUAAACAAGGGCCAACAGUUGUUCAUCAAAAACCUGGACCUCUUCAGACAAUUUUUAAUUUACCACCAGAGGAGCUGGUUGAACACAGCUACUCGUGUGCAUUGGAAAGGUCCUUCUUGUAUCAUGGGCGCAUGUAUGUUUCUGCAUGGAACAUUUGCUUUCACUCCAAUGUUUUUUCCAAGCAAAUGAAGGUGGUUUUGCCGUUUGAAGAUAUUGAAGAGAUUAAGAAAAGUCAACAUGCAUUCAUCAACCCUGCAAUUACAAUAAUUCUUCGAGUUGGCGCUGGGGGGCAAGGAGUACCUCCAUUAGCAAGUCCGGAUGGAAGGGCUAAAUACAUGUUUGCAUCCUUCUGGAAUCGAAAUCAUGCACACAGAGUUCUACAAAGGACAUCAAAGAAUUUCAAGGCAAUGGUGGAAGCUGAACAAAAGGAAAAUGAACAGUCUGCAUUACGCGCACAUAGCAGCUCAAUUAGGGCUGCACCCAGUAGUCAGUUGGCGAUAGCUUCCCAAGAUGUGAUUGCACAUCAGGAUGCUUCAAAGACAUUUCAACCUUUUAUUAAAGAUGAUGUUUUGGUUGAAAUAAAAAAGGACGAAUUACCCUGUACAGCAUUGGAGGCUUUCAACAAACUCUUGAGUGAUGAUUCCAAGUUUAUAUAUCAAUAUCGGGCUGAGCGUAAGGAUACAGAAAUAAAGUUAGAACAAUGGCAUGCAGCUGACCAGUAUAGUGGUCUACUUAGAGAAAUAUCCUUCAGAUCAAUAUGUAACAACCCUAUGUGCCCCCCAGACACUGCUAUGACAGAGUGGCAACAUGCAGUUUUCUCUGACAAUGACAGUGUUUUGGUAUUUGAGACAGUACAACAGGCUCAUGAUGUGCCAUUUGGCUCAUACUUUGAGGUCCAUUGCAGAUGGAGGAUAGAGACUACAUCUACAUCCUCUUGUAAGCUAGAAGUUAAAGUGGGUGCACAUUUCAAGAAAUGGUGUAUCAUGCAAUCUAAAAUAAAGGCUGGUGCAGUUAUUGAGUACAAGAAGGAAGUUGAAUUGAUGCUAAAGCUGGCACGAGCAUACCUGCAAAAAUCCAGCCCACCUGAUAAGGAUAAUGCAAAUAUUAAAGAAACAAAAAUAAACAACGUUUUAAAAAAUACACCUGAUCAACGGGUAUGAUGUUCCUGCUGUAUUUGUGGAUCUAAAAUCUUGGCAGUCAUCACACACUUGUAAACAAGCUUCACAAGGACAGGUGUACCUGUAUCAGAUAACAACUUAUGAUGAGGUGUUCAAUAUAUUUAUGCAUACUAAUAAAUGCAUGAUAUUGGCAUCUAUUACUAGAGGGUUGUGUCUUAAAGAACUGGCUGCUGAUGCAAUGAUAUAAUGUGCCUUCUAAAUUGAAGUACUAUCCUCAAAAAUGUGAAGGAAUAUGUUCAGUAUUUUCAGUAGCUUGUAAAAUUUUCAAUUUUGUAUAUUGUUGUCAAAUAAUAGGCAUGUGUAAAUUGAGAAAUAUCAACUGGUAUAACAUCAUGUAUUGUAAACUCUACUUUGUUUUGAACUUUUGAGCAGGUAUCAGAUCAUUAUUAAUGGAGACACCAUUUUCAGUGGCA